GAAAAAAGCAAUGAGAUAUAGAUGGUGGCCAUCAUUCAAUUUCAUGUGCUCUUCGAUCUCCAUACAUGCAGAGACACACACACACACACACACACACACUUCCCCUCUCAAUCCCACAUUCAUAGCCUUUUCCUUUUUGGGGCCUUGCAAAAAUCAUAAAGCUUUCACCUUUUUCAGGGAAGAAUACAUUCUCACAUUUGCAUACAAACACAAAACUCAACACCAAAAAGCAUUUAUAAAAGAAAACCACAAUACAUUGAUCCAUACAUUAAUAUGUGUAUGGAAUCAUUCGCUUUCUUGGGCCAAUUCGAAUUGGGUGUCGCGGCUUUAUUACAGAGAGAGAAAAGGAAUAUGUGCAUAGUGAAAAAAAUCUUGAUCUGAUGUGUGAUGGGCUGUCUUCUCUCAGGUUUCUGAGAUUGAUUUCCUGCUGUUCAACGGUCUUCGCAUUCCCUUUUCACUUUCCAAGAUUUUCUUUUUUUCCCAGUGAGAGAAAGCUAGAGAUAUAUAUAUAUCUGUAUUCGUGAAAAUUGAAGGGAUUUAGCAUGUUCUCUGCAUGUGGGUGUGGAGGUGAGAGUUAGAGGAUUUUGGGGGAAAUGGCAUUAAUGGAGGAAGAAGGAGGAUCAGUUGGCGAAAUGGACAAGGAAUUUAAUUCGAAGCUGAAGAUUGAGAGCAACAGUUCCUCUUCUAACAAUAGCAGCAGCAAUACACCUCAGAGAUCUAAGAAUUUUGCAUUCAGAGCGCCACAGGAGAAUUUCAGCAUCCAAGAUUUUGAACUCGAGAAGAUUUAUGGUGUUGGUUCUUAUUCUAAGGUUGUUAGAGCAAGAAAGAAAGACACGGGAAUGGUUUAUGCCAUGAAGAUCAUGGACAAAAAAUUCAUCACUAAGGAAAAUAAAACUGCAUAUGUGAAAUUGGAGCGCAUAGUACUGGACCAAUUAGACCAUCCUGGUGUAGUGCGGUUGUAUUUUACUUUUCAAGAUAGUUGUUCGCUCUACAUGGGGCUUGAAUCCUGUGAUGGUGGUGAGCUUUUUGAUCAAAUAACCAGGAAAGGUCGUUUGUCUGAGGAUGAGACUCGUUUCUAUGCAGCUGAAGUUGUGGAUGCUCUUGAAUAUAUACAUAGUAUGGGAUUGAUACAUCGAGAUAUUAAGCCGGAGAACCUGUUACUUACUACUGAUGGCCAUAUCAAGAUUGCCGAUUUUGGUAGUGUAAAGCCCAUGCAAGGCAGCCAGAUCACUGUCCUUCCGAAUGCAGCAUCAGAUGAUAAAGCGUGCACCUUUGUCGGGACAGCUGCUUAUGUACCUCCUGAAGUUUUAAAUUCCUCCCCAGCCACUUUUGGGAAUGACCUUUGGGCACUUGGAUGCACCGUGUACCAAAUGCUUGCAGGGAUUUCACCUUUUAAGGACGCGAGCGAAUGGCUUAUUUUCCAAAGAAUUGUUGCUAGAGAUCUCAGAUUUCCGGAUUACUUUUCAGAUGAAGCGCGGGACCUCAUUGAUCAAUUAUUGGACAUGGAUCCGAGUAGGCGACCAGGUGCAGGAACUGGUGGUUAUGCUAUACUAAAAAACCAUUCCUUUUUCAAGGGUAUCGAUUGGACUAAUUUGAGGCAAGGAACAACCCCACCUAUACUUUCCUUGGAACCGAGAGGUCACUCGACAGGCGAAGACCAAGAUUCCUCAUGGAACCCAUCGCAUGCUGGGGAUGGUUCAGUGAGAACUAAUGACGGAAAUGGUGGUGCUACAUCAUCUUCUGAAGCUGUUAACGUAACUAGGCUUGCUUCGAUUGAUUCAUUUGAUUCAAAAUGGCAACAGUUCUUGGAGCCUGGGGAAUCUGUUCUUAUGAUCUCCUUGGUAAAGAAACUGCAGAAACUGACGAGCAAGAAAGUGCAGCUUAUCCUUACCAACAAACCGCAGUUAAUUUACGUGGAUCCUGCAAAGUUGGAGGUCCGAGGAAAUGUAGCAUGGUCCGACAAUCCUAAUGAGCUCAAUGUUCAAGUCAUGAGCCCUUCAAAUUUCAAGAUUUUCACCCCCAAGAAAAUUUUCUCAUUUGAGGAUUCAAAACAAAGAGCAACACAGUGGAAAAAGGCAAUCGAGUCUCUCCAAAACCUCUGAGUUCUUAUUGAUGAUCUCGACAAAUCAUUUUCUAGGUAUAGCGACACGCUGGUACAAAAACACGACGUCACUGGUUACUCUCAGCUGAAACCGGUUACAAAGAUCGUCACAGAUUUGAUUCUUCUCGUAAGCUUACAAAUGAGUCAUCUGCAGUGCGACGACAUCCACCAUUUUUGACACUGUCUCUUUCAUAAUCUGUCUAUUGAACCUCAUUUGUUUAUAGCAGGACCUCAUUUUAUGUUUUUUUAUUAUUUAUAAAUGUAUUUCACUUCAGAAAAAUAUCGAAUGAAAUGUGUAACAGUGCACAGAAACAUUGAUGUAUAGAGAGAUCUGUGGUUAAUACAGUCCAUGUUUGCUGCUUCA
Molecule: messenger RNA, 2465 nt
Organism: Salvia miltiorrhiza (redroot sage)
Lineage: Eukaryota; Viridiplantae; Streptophyta; Magnoliopsida; Lamiales; Lamiaceae
Product: 3-phosphoinositide-dependent protein kinase 2-like
Exons: 11
Coding region: 594-2102 (502 amino acids)
Biological process (GO): peptidyl-serine phosphorylation; intracellular signal transduction
Molecular function (GO): protein serine/threonine kinase activity; ATP binding
Source: RefSeq, a predicted model, not a curated record